Molecule: messenger RNA, 833 nt
Organism: Anopheles nili
Lineage: Eukaryota; Metazoa; Arthropoda; Insecta; Diptera; Culicidae
Gene: TpnC25D
Product: troponin C
Exons: 4
Coding region: 122-589 (155 amino acids)
Molecular function (GO): enzyme regulator activity; calcium ion binding
Source: RefSeq, a predicted model, not a curated record
CUCCGCCACAAAAAGGUAGUGGUCGAGCCUGACGGAAAAAGCCAAGUGAAUCGAUCGCGUAAAAUCCUCGAGAAUCAGGACCAGGUGCAGUGUGGGUUUCCUGUUCGAAAGCUGCCCCAAGAUGUCGGAUUAUUUUGAUGAUGAAGAGCAAAGGAUGCUGAUCAUGCGCAAGGCGUUCCAGAUGUUUGACACGCAGAAGACCGGCUUUAUCGAGACGAUAAAGAUCUCGACCAUUCUCAACACGAUGGGCCAGCUGUUCGACGAGGGUGAGCUGCAGGAUCUGAUCGAUGAGGAGGACCCCGAAAGCACGGGUCGCGUCAACUUCGACGGGUUCGCCAACAUCGCGUCCAACUUCCUGCAAGAGGAAGAAGAUGCCGAGGCGAUGCAGCAGGAACUGAAGGAAGCCUUCCGGUUGUACGACCGCGAAGGUAACGGCUACAUCACCACGAGCACGCUGAAGGAAAUUCUGAAAGCACUCGACGAUAAACUAUCCAGCGAGGACCUGGACGGCAUCAUCGGAGAAAUCGAUACUGAUGGUUCCGGAACGGUGGACUUUGAUGAGUUCAUGGAGAUGAUGACGGGCGAGUAAGCUAACGCGGAAGCUGCACAACGCUGACCCGCGGCCUUCCGGUUUACCCUACUUCCGGAUCCACCCAGGAGUGCCAGGACGAAAGAGGUUUGCCGGCGUGGAAGGCAGUUGAUGACGCUCGUUUAGUUACUAUCGAAUCGCAGCUCUGUGCCUUCCUUCCUGAUCCUUAAUUCCCCUCCAAACCAGUGUCGUUUGUGUGAGUUCCCUGUGAAUAUCAACGUGUCUAAUGCAUAAAAAGUACCAA